Molecule: messenger RNA, 2029 nt
Organism: Merops nubicus (carmine bee-eater)
Lineage: Eukaryota; Metazoa; Chordata; Aves; Coraciiformes; Meropidae
Product: short transient receptor potential channel 3
Exons: 7
Biological process (GO): calcium ion transmembrane transport; manganese ion transport; regulation of cytosolic calcium ion concentration
Cellular component (GO): membrane; cation channel complex
Molecular function (GO): inositol 1,4,5 trisphosphate binding; store-operated calcium channel activity; protein binding
Source: RefSeq, a predicted model, not a curated record
UGAAGAAAGCCCAUCCCUGAGACGUAUGACCAUGAUGAGGGAGAAGGGAAGGCGUCAGGCCAUCCGAGGCCCGGCGUUCAUGUUCAACAACAGGGGCACCAGCCUGACCGCGGAAGAGGAGCGCUUCCUGGACGCCGCGGAGUACGGGAACAUCCCCGUGGUGCGCAAGAUGCUGGAGGAGUCAAAAACCCUCAACGUCAACUGCGUCGACUACAUGGGCCAGAACGCCCUGCAGCUUGCUGUUGGGAACGAACACUUGGAGGUGACGGAACUUCUGUUAAAAAAAGAGAACUUGGCAGGGAUCGGAGACGCCCUGCUGCUCGCAAUCAGCAAGGGCUACAUUAGGAUAGUGGAAGCAAUUUUGAAUCAUCCUGGGUUUUCGGUAAAUAAGCGACUGACUCUGAGCCCUUGUGAACAGGAGCUCCAGGAUGAUGAUUUUUAUUCCUAUGAUGAAGACGGUACCCGCUUUUCUCCAGAUAUCACUCCCAUAAUUUUAGCUGCCCACUGCCAAAAAUACGAAGUUGUGCACAUGCUGUUGAUGAAAGGAGCGAGGAUAGAAAGACCUCAUGAUUAUUUCUGCAAAUGUAAUGACUGUACAGAGAAGCAAAAGCAUGAUUCUUUCAGUCACUCCAGGUCAAGAAUAAAUGCCUACAAAGGAUUGGCUAGUCCGGCUUAUCUGUCUCUCUCCAGUGAAGAUCCAGUACUCACUGCUCUAGAACUCAGCAAUGAACUUGCCAAGUUGGCCAACAUUGAAAAAGAAUUCAAGAACGACUAUCGCAAGCUGUCUAUGCAGUGCAAGGACUUUGUGGUUGGUGUUCUCGAUCUCUGCCGAGACUCAGAGGAAGUGGAGGCCAUCCUGAACGGGGAUGUGAACUCGGAGCCCGUGGAAGCACAGAGGCACAGAGCCUCGCUCAGCCGCGUCAAGCUGGCCAUCAAGUACGAAGUGAAAAAGUUUGUGGCCCAUCCAAACUGUCAGCAACAGCUACUGACUAUCUGGUAUGAAAACCUGUCAGGAUUACGGGAGCAGACCAUAGCUAUCAAGUGUCUGGUUGUGCUGGUGGUGGCACUGGGCCUUCCGUUUCUAGCCAUUGGUUAUUGGAUUGCACCAUGUAGCAGGCUUGGAAGAAUUCUCCGAAGCCCGUUUAUGAAAUUCGUGGCACACGCAGCAUCCUUCAUUAUCUUCCUGGGCCUGCUGGUGUUCAACGCCUCAGACAGAUUUGAAGGUAUAACAACGCUACCGAAUGUCACUGUUACUGACUACCCUAAGCAGAUCUUUAGGGUGAAGACGACCCAGUUCACCUGGACAGAAAUGCUGAUCAUGGUAUGGGUACUUGGUAUGAUGUGGUCAGAAUGCAAAGAGCUGUGGCUGGAAGGACCCAGGGAAUACAUUUUGCAGUUGUGGAAUGUUUUGGAUUUUGGGAUGCUGUCCAUUUUUAUUGCUGCUUUCACAGCGAGGCUUCUGGCAUUCUUGCAGGCCACAAAAGCACAACAGUAUGUGGACAACUACAUUGAGGAGAACGACCUCUCUGAGGUCACGCUUCCUCCAGAAAUAGAAUAUUUUACCUAUGCUAGAGAUAAAUGGCUCCCAUCUGAUCCUCAGAUAAUCUCUGAAGGCCUUUAUGCAAUCGCUGUUGUUCUUAGCUUCUCUCGGAUUGCGUAUAUCCUGCCUGCAAAUGAGAGUUUUGGGCCCUUGCAGAUUUCACUUGGAAGGACUGUUAAGGACAUCUUCAAGUUUAUGGUCCUUUUUAUUAUGGUAUUUCUCGCAUUUAUGAUUGGAAUGUUCAUACUAUAUUCAUAUUACCUUGGAGCUAAACUAAACCCAGCCUUUACAACAGUGGAAGAAAGUUUCAAGACAUUAUUUUGGUCAAUAUUUGGCUUGUCUGAAGUAACCUCCGUUGUCCUCAAAUAUGAUCAUAAGUUCAUAGAAAACAUUGGUUAUGUUCUUUAUGGUAUAUACAACGUAACGAUGGUGGUAGUUCUGCUCAACAUGCUGAUUGCUAUGAUCAACAGUUCCUAUCAAGAAAUUGAG